AGGCACCUCGUUCCGUGUACUCUCGGGCGGUGGCCGGCGGGGUAGCGGGCGGCACAAGAUUUCUUUGUGCUACAUUGUAGGCCAUCAAGUAUUCCAACCAUGUAGUCCAACAAGGAAGUAGGCCUAGGCUAUAGGCUAUGGGAGGGAUCAGUCCCUAUCAAAACCUGAUGUGCAAGUUUACAAUUUCAAUUUCAGUAUCUCGACAGCGACAGUUGAAGACCUGUGAGAGCAGUCCAAGUUACAUUCUAAAAACAACAGUUUAUAAACUGUUGAACAGACAAAUGUGAGCGGACUAAAUAUGGCAUUUGCCGGUGCAAUCCUGGUCGUGUAUGGGAUGUUGGGGUCCGUUAACACCGAAAGCCACUCACUGGAGUAUGUCUACACCGCCCUCUCCAAGCCCAUUCAUCAUCAUGGUAUCCAUGAGUUCACCGCCAUGGGCCUUCUGAACGACAGGAUGAUCGACUACUAUGACAACGAUCUUCAGAAGAAGGUUCCCAAGCAGGACUGGAUGGAGGAGAAACUGGAUAAAGACUACUGGGACAAAGGCACUCAGUCACGCAAGUUCAAGGAGCAGUGGUUCAAAGUCAACAUUGGCAUCUUGAUGGACCGCAUGCGUCAGAAUGACUCUGAUGUCCAUACUCUUCAGUGGAGACAUGGCUGUGAGGUUGAAGAAGAGCAGGGUUCUGUAAGAUUCAUCAAGGGCUUUGACCAGUACAGCUACGAUGGAGACGACUUCCUGGCCUUCGAUGACACCUCUACACAGUGGAUCGCCCCUAAUGCCGCUGCUGUACCAACUAAGAGGAAGUGGGAUGGAGAGCAGAUCCUGAACCAGUACACCAAGGGUUACCUGGAGAAGGAGUGUGUUGACUGGCUGAAUAAAUUCAUGGAUUAUGGCCAGAAAUCCCUCCGCCAAGCAAAGCCUCCCAUUGUCGAAGCAUAUGGAAAAAAGUCUAAAACCGUGGGGAAUGUCAAACUCACCUGCUGGGCCACUGGAUUCCUGCCUAAAGACAUCUCCCUGAACAUCAGGAAGAAUGGGGUGGUCAUCUCUGAUGGCGUGGAGACUUCAGGAGUCCGCCCCAACCAUGAUGGCACACACCAGAUUUGGAAACGUGUAGAGAUCCCCAUGGAUGACCAAGAAAAUUACGACUGCUUUGUUGAACACCAAGCCUUGGUUCCACCAAUCAUUAAAGCAUUCCCUGAUAACAAGUGUGGUGACUGUCCUCUGGUUAAGGUCGGAACUAUUAGUGUAGUUGUGGGCUUCAUCAUAUGUCUGGCCUUGGUUGGAGGGCUCAUGUUCAUACUUUAUAAAAGAGGCAUCGUCACUCUAUCAAGACGUAAACCUUCUGACCCAGUUUUGAACCGGCAGCCCAUCUACUCCCCACCAGGCGGUGCAGCAGCCCCCUCUGCACUCCUACCUACCUCAAACUUGGUUCCAGAUAAGAAAGAAGGCAGUGACGGCAGUUCUAAUUCUGGACACUCCAGUGGUGGGACCCCAUCUCCGACUGGCAGCACUCAGAGUAUUGAUGCUUCCGCAGGAAACUCCAGUGGUGGAACCCCAUCUCUGACUGGCAGCAGUGUGGUCAUUGUUGUGUCUGCAGGGACAGCAGAUGAAUCAACUGCACCCUUACUGAACAAGGAGUCCACACAACACAUGGACGUUUUGAACCGGCAGCCCAUCUACUCCCCACCAGGCGGUGCAGCAGCCCCCUCUGCACUCCUACCUACCUCAAACUUGGUUCCAGAUAAGAAAGAAGGCAGUGACGGCAGUUCUGAUUCUGGACACUCCAGUGGUGGGACCCCAUCUCCGACUGGCAGCACUCAGAGUAUUGAUGCUUCCGCAGGAAACUCCAGUGGUGGAACCCCAUCUCUGACUGGCAGCAGUGUGGUCAUUGUUGUGUCUGCAGGGACAGCAGAUGAAUCAACUGCACCCUUACUGAACAAGGAGUCCACACAACACAUGGACGUUUUGAACCGGCAGCCCAUCUACUCCCCACCAGGCGGUGCAGCAGCCCCCUCUGCACUCCUACCUACCUCAAACUUGGUUCCAGAUAAGAAAGAAGGCAGUGACGGCAGUUCUGAUUCUGGACACUCCAGUGGUGGGACCCCAUCUCCGACUGGCAGCACUCAGAGUAUUGAUGCUUCCGCAGGAAACUCCAGUGGUGGAACCCCAUCUCUGACUGGCAGCAGUGUGGUCAUUGUUGUGUCUGCAGGGACAGCAGAUGAAUCAACUGCACCCUUACUGAACAAGGAGUCCACACAACACAUGGACGGUAAUGGGACUGAACCAAAAGAAAACAAGUGUGCUGCACAGCAACCCCUGCUUGGCAGCAGUUGAAUGGAACAGAUAAUGGAUGUCCCAGUCAGGGUUGCCAGGUCUGUGUGACAAAACCAGCCCAAUGACCAAUCAAAAACAGCCCAAAACCAGCCCAAUGGUCGAUAAAACCAGCCCAAAAACCAGCCCAAUAUCAGAACUCAAAAUAUGCCCCUGCCAAACCAUAUACACUGCUUUUAAAGUCCAACAGCAUUGUUAUCAUUGCCAAAUGUAUUGUAAUAUCUACAAAGUAACACUAAUUUUUUAGUAUGCCAGCAUUAAAAGCGGUUUUCAGGAGGUUUUCUCAGGAAACUGAGAGCAUUAGGCACGUGUGUACACGCAAGGUGCGUGUGUGUAUGUGGGCGUGUCCCAUGUCCAUGUGUGUACAUGCUAAUCUGGAAUUGAAAAUUCAACCCGCUGCAACACUUCAAAAGUAGCCCAAUUCCGCGGGAAAACCGCGAACCUGGCAACACUGGUCCCAGUGCAGUCAGACACCAUGCUGGGGAAAUAGAAUCCCUGACUGGACAGAGAAGAACACAUGAAAGGGUUCUGUUUGAUUGAGUUGAUCUUUGCUCCCUCUUAUGGGUUUGCAGUCUCUUAAAUGUUACAUACGACUAAAAAACAGGAAGUUAGUUACUUAGGUGAUCAGGAAGUGUCUUUGGCAUACGCAUGUGGUGGAUCAGAUCAAUCAGUAAUUAGUUAUUGGGAUAGCAUUCUGAUGUACUUUAAAUCCAAUUUUCCAUAUUUCCAUUUUCAUCUUUCUAUCUUUGUGGGACACUUUAGAACCCGUUCCCGUGUAAGACACACUGCUCCAUGUACACAAUGUUGUGGCUGUUCUCUCUCUGUCAAUAAUUUAUAAUUGUGUAUACAAAGCAGCUCCAUGUAUUUUCUUUUAAAAUAAUUAAUGAUAUAUGUUUUAUACCUCUUUUUAUAUUUCUGUUCACAAGAUUUAAUGGUCAUAGCACUGGACUGCGCUGUUACUGUAUGAUAUAGUUUGAACUGUAUAAUCAGUGUUAAGCUAAUGUUUAAAUAUUGAUUAAUGGGAUGAGGGAUAUAGUUUGGUUGUGUUACUUUUAAAACAAUGCUGAAUAAAACUGAAUAAAACUGAAUGUACUGAAA
Messenger RNA from Hypomesus transpacificus, 3430 nucleotides. RefSeq lists its product as uncharacterized. The record is from RefSeq and is a predicted model, not a curated record. The transcript is spliced from 23 exons. Gene Ontology annotation, cellular component: external side of plasma membrane. Lineage: Eukaryota; Metazoa; Chordata; Actinopteri; Osmeriformes; Osmeridae. Gene Ontology annotation, biological process: immune response. The coding region runs from base 299 to 2335 and encodes 678 amino acids.